AAGCACACCUUCUCGAGCCACCUGCAUCUCCUCUGGUCCGCGCCCUGCUCUCACAUCCGCGCCGCCGCUCUCACGACACCUCUCUUCACGCCCGGUCCGUCGCGCACUGCCUGCGUCUGCCACGCCGCGCGCACUGCCCGUGCGCUUCGUCUCGCGCCCCCUGCCCCGCACCACGGAUAGCCGCUGCCCGCCAUGCCGAUGCUGCUCGACAUCCAGCGCAAGCUGUUCGCGCGCUCGGAGCGCGUCAAGUCCGUCGACUUCCACCCGACGGAGCCAUGGGUCCUCGCGGGCCUCUACUCGGGCGCCGUCAACAUCUGGAACUACGAGACGCAGGCGCUCGUCAAGACAUUUGAGGUCGCCGACGUGCCCGUGCGCUGCGUGCGCUGGAUCGCCCGCAAGAGCUGGUUCGUCGCGGGCAGCGACGACUUCCAGCUGCGCGCCUUCAACUACAACACGCACGAGAAGGUCGUCGCCUUCGAGGCGCACCCCGACUACAUCCGCUGCAUGGCCGUGCACCCCACGGGCAGCUACGUGCUCACCGGCAGCGACGACAUGACGAUCAAGAUGUGGGACUGGGACAAGGGGUGGCGGCACGUGCAGUCGUUCGAGGGCCACACGCACUACAUCAUGUCGCUCGCCUUCAACCCCAAGGACAGCAACAGCUUCGCCUCGGCCUGUCUCGACCGCACCGUCAAGUUCUGGACGCUCGGCUCCUCGUCGGCCAACUUCACGCUCGAGGCGCACGACAAGGGCGUCAACUACGUCGAGUACUACCACGGCGGCGACAAGCCGUACGUCGUGACGACGGGUGACGACCGCACGGUCAAGAUCUGGGACUACAUCAGCAAGUCGUGCGUGCAGACGCUCGAGGGCCACACGUCGAACGUGUCCUUCGCCGUGUUCCACCCCUCGCUGCCGCUCAUCAUCAGCGGCUCCGAGGACGGCACGGUGAAGCUGUGGCACUCCAACACGUACCGCCUCGAGUCGACGCUCGACUACGGCCUCGAGCGCGCGUGGUGCGUGUCGUACCGCCGCACGGGCAACGACAUUGCGCUCGGCUACGACGAGGGCGCCGUCGUCGUCAAGCUGGGCAAGGAGGAGCCGAGCGUGAGCAUGGACAGCAGCGGCAAGGUCGUCUUCUCCAAGGGCGCCGACGUGCUCAGUGCCAACCUGGGCUCGAGCGACAACGCCGACGUGGCCGACGGGCAGCGCAUCGCCGCCGGCUCGCGCGAGAUGGGCACGACGGAGGUGUACGCGCAGCUGCUCAUCCACUCGCCCAACGGCCGCUUCGUCACCGUCUGCGGCGACGGCGAGUACAUCAUCUACACGGCGCUGGCGUGGCGCAACAAGGCGUUCGGUGCCGGCCUCGGCUUCGCGUGGGCCAGCGACAGCAACACGUACGCCGUGCGCGAGAGCGCCUCGUCGCUCAAGUGCUUCCGCAACUUCCGCGAGCGGCCCGGCCUCAUCACGCCCGGCUUCUCCUUCGACGACGUCAAGGGCGGCGCGUUGCUCGGUGUGCUCGGCGCCGGCUUCGUCUGCUUCUACGACUGGGACACGGGCGCGCUCGUGCGCCGCAUCGAUGUUGAUGCCAAGGACAUCUACUGGUCGACGACGAACGAGCUGGUCGCGAUCGCAGGCGACGACUCGUUCUACGUGCUGCGCUUCGACCGCGAGGCGUACCAAGCACACCUCGAGUCUGGCGAGCCGAUCGAUGACGAGGGUGUCGAGGACGCCUUUGACGUUGUCUGCGAGAUCCCUGAGGUCAUCCGCACUGCCAAGUGGACGGGCGAGUGCCUCAUCUACACGAACGCGCAGAACCGCAUCCAGUAUCUCGUCGGCGAGCAGACCUACACGAUCAACCACACGGACAAGGAGCUCUACCUCCUUGGCUACCUGCCGCAGCACGGCCGUGUGUACCUCGUCGACAAGGACGUGGCGAUCUACAGCUACGCCCUGUCGCUCGCAGUCGUUGAGUACCAGACGGCCAUCCUGCGGAAGGACUUCGACGGCGCACGCGACAUCCUCGCCAGUGUGCCGACCGAGCAGCGCAACCGCAUCGCACGCUUCCUCGAGGGGCAAGAACUGCGGCAACUGGCACUCGAGGUCUCUGCCGACGCGGACCACAAGUUCGAGCUCGCCAUCUCGCUCGACGACUUCGAGACGGCGCUCGAGAUUGCACGGAAUGGCCCGACGGCCGGCUCCGAGCCGCGCUGGCGCACCAUCGGCGACAAGGCACUCGGCCGCUGGAACCUCUCGCUGGCUCGGGAGUGCUUCGAGCGCGCCAACGACCUCUCGGCGCUGCUGCUGCUCGGCACCUCGACGGGCGACCGCGAGCUGCUCGCGUCGCUCGCCGACAUGGCGCUGGAGAAGGGCAGCACAAAUGUGGCCUUUGCCGCACGGCUGCAGCUCGGCGACGCAGACGGCUGCGCCGACGUGCUGGAGCGCAGCGGCCGCAUCCCGGAGGCGGCGCUCUUCUCGCGCACCUACGCGCCGCGCCGCGUGCCGGCCGUCGUGGGCAAGUGGCGCGAGGAGCUCGAGGCGACGAAGCGGAGCAAGCAGAGCGCCAUCGCUGCCUCGCUCGCAGACCCGUCGGCCAACCCCGAGGCGUUCGAGGAGGGCUGGUCCGCCGCCCUGGCCAAGGAGGAGGAGCUGCUCGCCGCCAGCCUGAGCUCGCGGUCCGAGGCUGCAAAGCCGCCAACAGUUGUGCCGCCAGAGUCGGCACCUGCACCGAACGGCAUCGCUGCGUAAUGUCGCUGCGAGCCGCGUCACCUCACGAAUGUAAUGCUUGCCCGCUGCUCACG
Tilletiopsis washingtonensis is the source of this 2801-nucleotide messenger RNA. RefSeq names its product putative SEC27-coatomer complex beta subunit. Gene Ontology annotation, cellular component: COPI vesicle coat. Gene Ontology annotation, biological process: intracellular protein transport; endoplasmic reticulum to Golgi vesicle-mediated transport; intra-Golgi vesicle-mediated transport. NCBI's taxonomy places the organism in Eukaryota, Fungi, Basidiomycota, Exobasidiomycetes, Entylomatales. Gene Ontology annotation, molecular function: protein binding; structural molecule activity. The transcript is spliced from 6 exons. The record is from RefSeq and is a predicted model, not a curated record. Bases 193 to 2748 code for a protein of 851 amino acids.